AUGACCUUUGACCCUUUCUUCCAGAAUGCUCAAGGGGUGGGCGUGGGGGUGGGAAACCCAGGCUGGGAAUACACAUUGAAGAGAUGGUUCAUAUUAGAGCCAGAAACCCUGAGCGCCCCUCUUGUCCUCGUGUGCCUGAUGGCCAAAAUAUUUUUCAGUAUGUACUUCCAUCAUAUUUGUUUAAAGACCCAGUGCAGUCAAAAACGUUGUUUGCCUGUGUUUUAUAUGUACAGUAUUUCCACACUAUGAGGUUGGAAUAAUACUGUGAAAAUUAUGAUAAUGCCCUUUUAGUGUAGGAGCUGUUUGAAAAGACAGCCUGAGAUGUUUUGGUGGGAUGGAGUUUUGACAGCACCAGGCAUUCAAUUAGUUAAUAGACCAAUAAGAAAGUGAGUUCCAAAUCUCUCUGCCAAUAGCUCGUUUUCAAUUUUUCCAUACCCACUCAGAACACUCCCAGAUAGUCCUAGCAGAAUUCUUGCUUGAGAAAUUGCUCUGUGCUAAGAAGCUAUUAAUGUUUAUUUUUGACAUUUUAAUUGAAAACAAUCACAUUAAGGUGCUUAAUUGUUACCCAGAAAUGAUUUGAUAUUGAGAUAAAAAUGGCUGCAUUGGACCUUUUAAAUAUAUGAAUCUGACAGCGACAGUACACAGUCAGGGGACAUCAAGUUAAUAGGCCUCGAUCCUGUUCACUCAUGGUGAACUAAAUCUCUCCAUACAAUAGAGAGAUUUAGUCCAUUUCAUAAUUAACAAAUACAGUGUCUCUCUGCAUAUAGAUGUAUGUGUAAAAACCCUACUAUGAGUUACCAAUCAUUUACCGUAUAAAACAUUUUGUAUGUCCGCUUUACAUACUGUAGCUGUAAGACCUGUGGAUGAAUCCCUGCGGUUAAAGCAAAUGUUUGAAUCACCUGAGACUGAAGGUGAUCAUUUUUCUCACUAGGUCUUCUCUCAUGUCUCUCUUCAAGCUGCGUUACAGAUGGACUAAUGAGGCUUGUGUGGCGGAAACAAUAUCCACUCCGCUUGGUCCAUUUAUCCCCAGCCUUGGCUGUGCUGCUCUCCCCAUCCACAUCCCUCCUCACCCCACCCACUCUCUUAUCCAUUUUUACUAUGUCUAAUGAAUAGAAUAAGAGAUGAGAAGGAUCAAAGGCUCCUUUGGCAGGUUCUAGGAAUCCAUUCAGAUUGAAAUUAAGAGAGUGUUUAUUUUUUUCAACAUCUCUCCUCCACAACCAGCCUUAAUCACAAGAGAGGUAGAGAGAAGGAAUAUCUGUGACAUGUAUAGUAGUUCAAAGGAAAAUAAGCAUUUCCAUGCACUAUACAUGUGACUCACUGAAUGGUUCAUCCUCAACACUUCAUUGACAGGGGCCUAGGAUCUAUCUGUCAUAAAUACUUCACCUAUCUUCUUAAUUUGUUGUUCGCAUUAGCUGCUUGGCACAGGAUGUGAGAAGACGUUGGUCCUUGAUGUUGGUGCUUGUCUUCAGCUUGAAUCAAUGCAUUGACAGGCUAAUGCUGCUGAGCCCCUCUGCUACCUACACAUUUCACUUCCUGUGAAGAGUAUCUGUAUUAGUCUGUAUGUAAUCAGAGAAGGAGGCUCUGGGUGAUUAUGAUGGUCUGAGAUCAGUAAAACAGCAGCUUUGGAUCCUCUGGAGGUUGCCUGAGCCUUGGCCUACUUCUCUACAUCUCAACUGUGUAGACAAUGGUUCAGAUUGUGAUAUCAGUGGAAAGAUGAUCAGAACAAUGAUUUCCUUUAUGAAGUUGAUAUCCACCUUUCCCUUUCAUUGUUGGCAGAGGGAAAUGCCUUGUUGGGGUCACUAAAUAAUGACGCAUUCUUUGGUUCUGUCAUGUGGCGUAUCUGAUGAGGUGAUUGAACAGAAUAUUAAAGGCAGUUGCUAAAUAUAUCCUCUGGCUUUGUGCUGUAGUGGCGUCACAAUGGCUAUCGUGUGAUAGGUGACCUGGACUCGGCUCUACUUUCACCAGACAGAACACUACCGAGGUAUAGUGUUACAGGUGGUGAGUUAUUGAAUCGGGGCAGCUGGGCACGUUGCUUGUACUGUAGAAUGGAACUGUUAUCGCUCUAGAUGCGUUGACUAAUGUCCCUUUGUAAGCAGAUUCAGUUACUGACAGUAUCACUAGUCAGCCAAUUGAGGUUUCUCUUUGAGCAUCGAGGCCCAGAUUAGUCUCGUGUACGUUUACCUUCUCUGGCAGCAGUGUAUGAGUUCAGACAUUUCACUUUCAACUUUUCCACACGGGGGUAAAAAGAACAGUACUGCAUCCCUAUUGAUGAGAGUUUGAUAGUGGCUUGUGUACAGUAUUGAAGGUUUUGCUGACAGACUGAUUUUUGUACCAACAGCCACUGCAGAGGGACAGUGAAAAAGGGGACCCACAAGCUGUGGGUUGUCAUGGACAACCUUUUUCCGCCGGCACUUUAGACUGAAAGGGGCAGAGCAAUGCCAACACAGACGGCCUGGCGUGGCAGUGCCCACAAGCAAGGCUCGCCGGCGCUCCAGUGUAGGACUGCCCUCUGCUGGCCUGGUCCAACGUAGACGCUCUAGUGUGGGACUGCCAUUCACAGGUCCUGUCGGACGCAGAAGGUCCAGUGUAGGCCUGUCGCCGACGGCUCAAGCCCAACGAAGACGCUCCAGUGUUGGCCUGCCGUCUGGUUAUGUGGGACGUAGACGCUCCAGUGUGGGCUUGGCCUGCGCUGCUCACAAGCAACGCAGGCGCUCCAGCGAGGUGCAGGGGUUACCCCAGGUUACCGGGGGGCACUGUUGUCAUGGAGGCGGGCCAGCUAGUGAGGACCAGAUACUACAACAGGCGUCGCUCCAGCACCACCGUGGCCUGUGUCAACCCUCGCUUCUCUGUCCGCCGCCGGCCAAGCCGCCAAGCUCCGCACCAUCGACACCCACCUGCUGGGGCCCUCCAUGCUGCUGGCCAGCCUGGUCCAGAUGAGUGAGGAGCAGCAGAGGGGGGCGCAGGGCGGAGAGGGGGGACAGCUGCAGGCACUGAGAGCUGCUCCGAGUCAGAGGGGGACAGCUGCAGUCCGAGAGACUGUAGCACCAGGUCGGAGGGCAGCGGGAGUGAACAAGAGGGGACUGAGACAUCGUCAUCAUCAUCAUCAUCAUAUCCAGAGGGAGAGAGGACGUCUCCAUGGCAGGACUGGAAUCCGGUUCAUAGUAUGGCAGCCUUGA
Coregonus sp. 'balchen' is the source of this 3176-nucleotide messenger RNA. Lineage: Eukaryota; Metazoa; Chordata; Actinopteri; Salmoniformes; Salmonidae. The record is from the annotation of a GenBank genome assembly.